Messenger RNA from Symbiodinium natans, 1077 nucleotides. Lineage: Eukaryota; Dinophyceae; Suessiales; Symbiodiniaceae. The record is from the annotation of a GenBank genome assembly.
AUGGCUUCCAAGCGAUCCCGCUCCCGGACUCCCCGUAGGGUGGCAGAUGUGGGACAGCUCUGUCGAGAUGUAAGUUCUGAUCUACACCGCACAGCAUGUCUUUCACUUCCAGCACUGACUUGCCGCAACGAUGACUGGAAGAAUGCCCCUGACUUCGUGGCGGCUGUCAUGCGAAACCUGGAAUGGCAUCAUCGGUUGAUGGGUUUGAAAUGUGCGCAAGCUUCUGGCAGGGAGGCAAGAAAGGACCUGUCCAUUCAAGAGCUAGAUGAAGCGCUAGGCCGAUGCGAUGUGACCAUGGAAGAUGCCGAGAACUUAUACAGCAGCGACCCGCCCGACAUGCAGCGUCUGGCAGAGGUCUUAGAAGCUGUCUUGUCCUCAGAAGAGCCUCAUAAAACCGCGAGAAUGAGCUUGCUGCUUUCAGUUAGCCGGUUCGGUGCUCACAUCUACGAGAGCUACGCAGUACCUGUGCAAACAGCAGAAGUAUGCGAACUCGAAGAGCUGAAAGGCAACAAGCUGAAUACUCUCGCAGGCAAAGCUUGGGAAGUGCUUGGACAGUUGGCAGGAGGGGGAUUUGCUUCACCUGGCGUCAUGCCUUCAGUGUUCGCAGUCGAAAAUCUGCAAGAGAUCCGCGGCUUCGUUGGACGAGAUAGCAUCUACAUCCGGCAUGAUUUUGUUCUGGGCUUGAACGAUGCAGAACCCUGGCGUGAACUCGAGCUGUUUACGCUCUUGUUGCAUGAAUUUGGAUACUAUGGAAUUCGCAUCCGUCACGACGAUCUCAAUUACCAUUCACCAUUGAAGAUGAAGUUGACCGAUCCAAUGCGCAAACAUGCUGCAUAUGGCUCAAAUGAACCCAAAGGGCCAGAAUGUGGUUGUGUCGCAGAGCGUUGCGCGUUCUGUUGUCGACCCAAGUUUCGCGGUGUCAGGAAGCUGAAGCUGCCGCCAAACUUACAAGGCUUGUUGAGCUGGCUCCGUGACCGUGGCGAUCGCCCGCAAUUCCCACUAGAUGUGAGAAGCUCGGUGAAAUCACGUGAUGAUCAUGUGUCGGGAUUAGACGUGCUCGAUGAUGGCUGGGAGUGA